GCGUGGUGGUCUGCUGAAACUGAAAUUCGUUUCAGUUGCGCGCUGAACCUCUUACACUUUGCACGAUUGCUGAAAACUGAAAAAUCGCUUCGGGCGCGAGCAGUGGUGAAAAAAUGAAAAGAAAUUUUUAGUUCCAGGUUUAACACCGCCAUGGCCGACUAUUCCUGGAACACAUCCUACGUGUUCGCCAACGACACAUCAAGUGGCUGGGGCGAGCGUUACUUCUUCACUUAUUUUUCCGAAUUCGACGGCCGACCACUCAACUACGUCGCCAUCGAAGCCGCCAUUUUUCUCUCCAUCUUUGUCAUUUCUGUCAUUGCUAACACCUCCAUCAUCAUCUGCGUCAUAAGAUUCCCAGAUAUGAGGACGGUGACGAAUUGCUUUGUCCUGAAUUUGGCGGCGGCCGAUUUGCUCUUCGCCGCCACCAUCCCCGCCGUCGCWUACACCAGAAUCGUAUCAUCUUGGAAACUGGGCGAUUUCGCUUGCAAAUUCGUCCCUUACAUGGAGUUUGUCUCGGGGAUUGUGCUCCUGUGGACCCUCGCCCUCAUCAGCAUCGACCGCCACCGCUGCAUUGUGGUCCCCCCUUACCGCUCCAAAAUCACCCCCUCCCAAGCCUCCAUCUCCUCCCUCGCCAUCUGGAUCUCCACCGCCAUCGUCUUCAUUCCCGUCCCAUUAUGGUUCCGCGAGAUCCCCAUCGACGACCAUAGCAAAAUCUGCACUUUGGUCUUCCCCAAAUCCUCCAACAUCCAUUUCUCGGCCUGCUURGUCAUGCCAGUGGUAGUCUUCGCUUGUCUCCUCCCCAUGGUAAUCCUCGUCUACCACUACCAACGCAUCUUCCACAAAAUCAUCUCCACGAAGAACACAUGGGCGAGUUCCUGCGUCAUGGUCAGCGCGAUGGAGGUCAAGGACUGUCGUCAAGGUCGCCGCCAAUCAGAACUGAGCAUGUCUGACAUUUUCGUACCAUGGCCCCGCCGAUUCUCCACCCAAAUGGUCUCGCCCAAUGGGCGUCAAGGUUCCUUGAGUCAACACGAGGAAAUUAGACUCAAUAAACACAUCAAGGUGGUGCGAGUACUCUUCUUGAAUGUGGUGGUAGUACUGGUGAUGUGGCUCCCGAUCACGUUAGCCAUGCUUUUGAUAUAUAUAGAUGGUAGUCGACCAAAUGAAGAUCGGGGGUUUUUCCUACGAUCGCACCAUUUCAUAGCUGCUUUGAUUAUAGCGUUUUUGAAUACUUUGGUCAAUCCAGUGGUCUAUGGAGUACUUUCGGAUAAUUUUCGCGCGUGUUUGGUGCGCAUGUGGUGUCGAAAUCACGAAGAUGAAAAAGAACAGACAUCUAGUGGGCGGGUUAAUGCCARCAAAACGACACGAAAGCAAAGUUUCAUCAAUUCAGUUAGUGAGAAUUGAAGUGGGACUGUUUCUAGUAGGCUGUGACUGAGGAAUGGCUGUGCUUGGAUAGGUAGUAGGCGUUGUUAUUCCUAUCUUAACUAUUAAAAAGACAUUUAUUGUGAAUUUAGUCAAUUAGUGUUUUUUCCAGAGAAUUAUGUCAAUAUUUAUGUAAAUAAAACAAAUAUUUCUCGUUUUAUAUCAAAUAAUAAAAAAUAUGAUAGGA
This is a messenger RNA of Tribolium madens (black flour beetle), 1606 nucleotides long. Its product is annotated as somatostatin-like receptor F_48D10.1. Gene Ontology annotation, cellular component: membrane; neuron projection. The transcript is spliced from 4 exons. Bases 151 to 1401 code for a protein of 416 amino acids. The record is from RefSeq and is a predicted model, not a curated record. Gene Ontology annotation, biological process: G protein-coupled receptor signaling pathway. Lineage: Eukaryota; Metazoa; Arthropoda; Insecta; Coleoptera; Tenebrionidae. Gene Ontology annotation, molecular function: neuropeptide Y receptor activity; peptide binding.